Messenger RNA from Neoarthrinium moseri, 2640 nucleotides. RefSeq lists its product as uncharacterized. The record is from RefSeq and is a predicted model, not a curated record. NCBI's taxonomy places the organism in Eukaryota, Fungi, Ascomycota, Sordariomycetes, Amphisphaeriales, Apiosporaceae. Gene Ontology annotation, biological process: proteolysis; peptide catabolic process. The coding region runs from base 1 to 2640 and encodes 879 amino acids. Gene Ontology annotation, molecular function: peptide binding; metalloaminopeptidase activity; zinc ion binding. The transcript has 7 exons. Gene Ontology annotation, cellular component: cytoplasm.
AUGGCAAAUAUCGACGAGCGUAAACUCCUCCCGGCGCAUGUCAAGCCAAGCAGCUAUGAGAUUUGUUUAGAGCCCAACUUUGAUGCACGGACGUUCUCUGGCCGCGUCAAGAUUCUGUGCCAUGUACUCUCACCGACGAGGCAGGUUCAGUUGAAUGGCAAGAAUAUUGUUAUAGAAAAAGCCGUCAUUGAACAGGAAGGCACUGAAUUGGGUCUGCAAGAACCUGUGAGCUACAAUGACCUCGAAGAAACGAUUGAGAUCACUACAACUGAAGAGCUUUGUUCUGGAAGCGAAGUCCAUUUGACUUUGGAGUACUCGGGGCAGUUUAACGAAAAAUGCGUUGGCUUUUAUCAGUCUAGCUAUACGGACAAUGAUGGUUUGAAGCAUCCAAUUGCUGCGACAGCUAUGGAACCGACCUAUGCGAGACAGGCCUUUCCUUGUUUCGAUGAGCCUGCACUGAAAGCCAAAUUCACGAUUUCCGCCCUCGUCGACGAUUCAUUUGAGUGCUUCUCAAACAUGCCCGUGAAGCAAGCUGAAAGCGUUUCAGGUUCACUCAAGCGGGUAGUUUUUCAUGAAACACCGCUCAUGUCAACCUAUCUGGUAGCCCUUCUUGCGGGACAUUUGGCGAAGACCCAGUCAAACGAUGCUCGGAUACCCAUCACAUUGAUCUCUCCCAUUGGUCGUGAAGAUGAGACGAAAUUUUCAUUGGAUCUUGCUUGCAAAGGGCUGCACUUCUUUGAACAAUUAUUCGGAUUAUACCCACUCCCAAAACUAGACUUAGCCGCUGUGCCCGACUUCGCAAGCGGUGCACAAGAGAAUUGGGGGCUUAUCCUUUUCCGCGCUCAGAACCUGCUGGUUGAUCCGGAAGACAGCGCAUUGGACAGCAGAAAGAAUACCGCUAGGACUAUUUUGCAUGAGAUUUCUCACAUGUGGUUUGGCAAUCUGGUCACUAUGAAAUACUGGGAUGGACUCUGGCUCAAAGAAGGAUUUGCUAAUCUGAUGGCAUGGAUUGCCACAGACAAAUUCUUUCCCUCUUGGACUAUUUGGGAUCACUACGUCGCCAACGACCUUCAGGCCGCCUUGGAGCUCGACGGACUUCGAAGCACACAUGCCGUGGAACAGGUUGUGAAGAAUCCAACAGAGGCCAAACAGAUUUACGAUGAGAUCUCGUACAAUAAAGGCUGCUGCGUUCUGAAGAUGAUUAGCCAUGAAAUGGGCGAAGAGAGCUUUACGCAAGGCGUCAAAAACUAUAUCGAUGCAUUCCAAUAUGGCAGCACAGAGUCAGAUGAUCUCUGGUCCUCGUUAGAAGAGGUUACUGAUCUUCCGAUCAAGGACAAUAUGCAUGUCUGGACCAAAAAAUCUGGGUUUCCGGUCGUUAAAGUCAACAAGCGGGUUGAUGAAGCCUCCAAAAAGACAUUCCUGUGGCUGACUCAACAUCGAUUUGUUGCGAGCGAGAUGACUGCAGGAACGGAUUCUGUAGGAAGCAGUCACACAAACUACCCCCUUCGCAUUACUAUCAAGUCUGAGUCUGGCCUCGACACAUACGACAUGUCGGAACAAGAACUCGAAGUACCGAUAUCAGAGGAGACGUGGUUUAAACUCAACGCGAACCAUGACGGUUUCUACGUUACGUCAUACUCUUCAGAGCUUCUGGUGAGCCUUAUAGACGCCGCUGCAAAGAAUAAACUGAGUCUACGUGACAAUGUAGGCAUGUCAUGCGAUCUGCAGCGAUUGGUUGCUUCCGGGGUCAACCGGACCAGUGAUCUUCUGAACCUAAUCAUCGGUUUUCGACAUUCCAGCGACUAUCUCGUCUGGGAAACACUGGACAGAAAUCUGCGCGCUGUUCAAUCCGCAUUCAAGUUUCGAGGGCCAAAAAUUACGGACGGCCUCCAGAGACUGUCAUUAGAAGUCUUCGGAACCAAAGCCCAUGAACUCGGCUGGGAUGUGGAGGGAGACGACGACACUACAACUGCUUUCAAAGCGUCCAUGUUCAGUUCUGCAGGCCUUGCUGGCAACGAGAAGGUUGUAUCUGCGGCCCGUGAGUUACUCGAUGCUCGAGUAAAUGGCAAUGAUCGAAGUAUACCCGCUUCGUUGAAAUGGGAGGUAUUCGGCAUUGUAGCGGCGCACGGUGGGAGGGAGGAGCUACAGCAAUUGUUCAAUAUCUGGAAAACGUCUCAAAGCGAGGAUGAGAGAUUCUACGCCCUUGAAUGCAUGGGACGGACUUCGACACCGGAAUUGGUUCAGUGGGUUUUGGGGUUUUCGUUCACCGACGAUGUCAAAGGACAAGAUCUAUUCGUUAUGUUGUGGCUAAUCAACUCAUCGCCCACAGGCGCUAUUGAGUUCUGGCAGUGGGCAAAGCAGAACUGGGAUAAGCUUGUGGAAAGGGUGACUGAGCAGCACCUUGGAUACAUCCUAGAACUGUUGAUCGAUGGCCUCGGUACCAGGGAACAAAUAGCAGAUGUGGAGAAUUUCUUCGAUGGACGCGACACUGCUGCUUAUAGCAUGACUCUUGCAGGAAGAUUGGAACACAUGAAGACUCGAUGUAGCUGGUCCGAGCGUGACGAAGAGGAUAUAACAAAUUGGCUGGUCAACCAUGGAUUUACAGAUAGAUCGCACCAGAGCAGCACAUUGCAAGGAUAG